Molecule: messenger RNA, 213 nt
Organism: Cryptococcus wingfieldii CBS 7118
Lineage: Eukaryota; Fungi; Basidiomycota; Tremellomycetes; Tremellales; Cryptococcaceae
Exons: 2
Coding region: 1-213 (70 amino acids)
Source: RefSeq, a predicted model, not a curated record
AUGGUCAAAUCUGAAGUCGGGGCUUGGGCCUUUAUCAGUAAUGGAAAGACUGCCGAUGACCUAGAGAUAGAUAUGACUGGUGUCACUCGAAUGAUGAAGUCGUUCAUCACCAACGGCAAAGUCAGCGUUCCCGAAGAGCUAAUCAUCGAUUACAAGGCCAUCAAAACUGAAGAAGAGUUUGAGGCAACCGCUGAAACAACACGCAAAGCUUAG